Lindgomyces ingoldianus is the source of this 849-nucleotide messenger RNA. Its product is annotated as thioesterase family protein-like protein. Bases 229 to 816 code for a protein of 195 amino acids. Lineage: Eukaryota; Fungi; Ascomycota; Dothideomycetes; Pleosporales; Lindgomycetaceae. Gene Ontology annotation, molecular function: fatty acyl-CoA hydrolase activity. The record is from RefSeq and is a predicted model, not a curated record. The transcript has 5 exons.
UUGCUUGUGUUGCUUGUUUCCAAACAAAAGGAAGCUCAGGGGAUCUGGAGGUGUAGCUGUCCAUGGGUGGUGUGUCCAUCACCAGCCGAGGCAAUGAAUCAAUCCGUGCAGCUCCGCCCAUCCUUUCAUGUACGUAUGAAUGUCAAGAUGUUUCUACAACACUUCCCGUACAUCUCGUUCCCCUUUCAACUCCAUCCUCCAUUCGACUGAACUAGCAGUCGUUCAGCCAUGGUCACCACGGACGAGGGUCGAAGGAAAGCCAUGGCGGCUGUCCAGGCCAUGUUCGACCGAUAUCAACUCCUUGCAGCCCAGCGGCCCACGGAUCACACUGACUACGACCGCGAGGUCAUGAAUAGCCUCAAGCUUGUUGAUGCUGGGUUGGAUGGGUCGGUCAUAUUCGAACUGUGCAUGUCUCCAAACUUUUCGAAUCUUAAUGACGUAAUGCAUGGUGGCGCGGCUGGAGUUAUAUUCGACAUGGCGACCACGACAGCAUUGUGCCCUGUAGCUAAACCAGGAUAUUGGGAAUUUAUGGGAGGCGUGUCAAGAACUCUUAACAUUUCUUACCUUAAAGCAGUACCUAUAGGCACCACUGUCCGCCUAAGCUCUAAAGUUGUCUCAAUAGGCAAGCAAAUGGCAAUGAUCCAGGGAAAAAUGACGUCUCUGGACGGCAGGGUCACCUACUGCACGGUCGAGCAUCACAAAGUGAACGCGCCUGUGCUGCCACAGCACCGAAAAGCAAGAUUGCCGUGGGAUGACGAGUUUGAAAAGGAGUGGGGCGUUGGGGAGAAGAAUAAGGGGGUAUCAUCGAAAAUAUGAUUAUUUAUAUCAACACCAAAUGCUUUUUCUUAC